AUGAGCCAGAGUUAUUCACCUAACGAGGAGCAGGACUACACCUACACUCCGAGUAGUCAAUAUGGGAUUUCCCAGCCAUCUCUGCAUUCAUACUCGACUCACCUGCUCUCUCCGUACAGCCAAACAUCGUCGGUUUCUUCCGAAGGCUCCCAUUUAGGUCCCCACUACGCUACAUCGCAUGCAGUGUAUUCUCAAACGCAACAGCAUUCUCAACUGACUCAUAGCUAUCCGUACCCCACUCAGUAUCUCGCCCAGUCAAGAUAUCCUACUUCUCAUAGGUAUCUUGCUUUUCCAGACCAGCUUCGGGAUGUUGAGAUUGAAAGGCAGGAGUCAUGUAAUGAGCUUUCGAUGGCCUCUGAACCAGUGCUGCCGCCCUUGGAAGGCUUCCCAGACGUUGUGGAAUUCGACCAACUAGUGGCCAGUUACGUCCAGGAUCUAUCGGUUAAAAAACAAGACAAAGCCUUGAUACAUUCAAGAAGGGCACGAAAUAUCAAAACAGUGCUCAUAGACCCUAAAAAUACCGCCGUUGAAUCUGCACAAUUUCGAUUUUGGGUCAAGAAGAUGUUUAAACUUGAACCCAACGAUGGCAGAACCCCUGAAUCGAAACGGUUGAUCUGCCAUGAAGGGAAGCCAGUUGCUAUUCGGGAGAAACUGUUCAAAAUUUUGACAAGAGCACACCAGCAAUGCCAACAUGGAGGCCGAGACAAAACCUCAGCUCAGGUUCGGAGGAUGUAUUCUUGGGUCCCGAAAGAGCUAAUCUCCCGCUUCGUUAAAAUCUGUCCAACCUGCCAGGUCCGCCGGGGUGGUUCACGUCUAACACCCCCGAACUCCCGCAGAUGCUCUCCAAAAUUAACAACCCUACCGAACCCUCAGCUCCUCUCUCCGCCAGGCUCCCGACGCGACUCUGUAAUCAACCGUCCCGGUGCCGUAAACGGAAGAUCCCAGAAUGAAUAUUCCUCUCACAUCCAAGGCUCAAGUUGGGGCCAAGGCAAUAGCCACAAUGGUCAUGGAAGCCAUCAUCACCUGCAUCACAGCAGCCAGUAUCAACACCAUGUCAACCCAUUAGCUCCAACUGGUCUGGGAACGCUGCCCAGAUCCAUUUCGAGUUCCAUGGAAGGCAUACCAAGCGGGGGGAUGCAUUUGCCACAUCUGGAUUACCAUCCUACGUACGAGGAGGCUAAUGGGAUUCCCGAUUCGCAAUAUUGA
Messenger RNA from Histoplasma mississippiense, 1206 nucleotides. RefSeq lists its product with no specific name. The transcript has 5 exons. NCBI's taxonomy places the organism in Eukaryota, Fungi, Ascomycota, Eurotiomycetes, Onygenales, Ajellomycetaceae. The record is from RefSeq and is a predicted model, not a curated record. The coding region runs from base 1 to 1206 and encodes 401 amino acids.